AUGGCAACCUCGUCCGGCUACCCCAUACAUUCUACAGCUGCUGGAUCUACUGAAUCACCAAAUGAUGAUGUUAUCUCUCAGCAGCUUCUUUUUAAUUCUGCAAACGUCGAAGCAGUCGAAGAUUGCGUUCACAAUGUCAUUUCUAUGCAAACGCUGAGAAAUCCAGAUCAAUUGGCCAUCUCAUCUUGGGAUAUGGAACUCACAUAUAAACAACUGGAUGAAAAGUCAACAAUACUGGCAUCCUACUUGUCCACCAUUGGUGUUGGCCCUGAAAAGCUCGUAUCUCUAUGUUUUGAAAAGUCCGCGUGGACAGUCAUUGCAAUGCUAGCUGUCAUGAAAGCUGGCGGGGCAUUUGUGCCUAUGGAUGCUGCGUUUCCAGAAAUGCGUAUCAAGCAAAUUAUCAGCGAGGUUGACACAGAUAUUGUUCUGGUUUCUCCCACCACUCAAGCAGCAUUCAAUGGCUAUCCUCAGCGGAUUGUUGUCAUUUGCCAAGAGCUUCUGGACAGUCUUGAUCCACAAAGCACUCUACUUUAUCCAGCCUCCCCAUCAAACGCCGUCUACGUUAUUUUCACGUCCGGUUCCACGGGAAAGCCAAAGGGAAUUUUAAUGGAGCAUCGUAACUUCUGUUCAGGAGCAAGUGGGCAUGCCACCGCCUUGAAGCUUACACCAGGAUGCCGAGUUCUCCAAAUUUCUUCAUACAUAUUUGACGCUAGCCUCGUCGAGAUUCUCACGACUCUCAUGGUCGGUGGUUGCAUCUGUAUCCCUGACGAACACACUAGGGUCAACGACCUAGUCGGCUUUAUUAAUGACAAGGCUGUUGACUACGCCAUCAUAACACCAUCUCUCGCCCGAACGAUCCAGCCAUCGUCUGUUCCAACUCUGAAAACGCUGGUACUAGCUGGCGAAGCUAUGAUGCCCGAUGACAUCAAGACUUGGGCGAACAAGUUAGCAUUAGUCAAUGGUUACGGGCCCAGUGAGUGUGCGGUUUGCUGUUCAUCAAACCUAAAUGUGACCCUUGCAACUAUUCCUACGAACAUUGGCAAGUCCAUCAGUACAUGCCGUUGCUGGAUUGUUCAUCCUGAUGAUCCCGAGCAAUUGUUAGGGCCAGGCUGUGAUGGGGAACUACUAGUAGAGGGGCCGAUCUUGGCUCGAGGGUAUCUCAAUGAUGAAGAACGAACCAAAAAUACCUUUAUUGAUGCACCCCAAUGGCUAAAGGGCAUCAUCGGCGACAAUUCACAGUACUCUCGACUCUAUAAAACUGGUGACAUAGCGCGGUAUGACGAAAAUGGUUCCCUCAUUUUUGUGGGCCGCAAGGAUACCCAAGUGAAGUUACGAGGCCAGCGAGUAUCUCUACCGGAGAUUGAGAAUCAGCUGUUAAAACAUGACAGAGUGCAGCAUGGUUUAGUCCUUUUCCCCCGUUCUGGUCCUUUUUCAGGAAGAUUAGUUGCUGUCAUUCACACCGGCGAUGAAGAAAUCGGGUUGUCUGAGACGAACAUACAGUUUUAUACUAGUUCUGAUCGAAAAAACAAACUAAUCGGCUCCAUCGAUGCCCAUUUGGCCACGGAACUUGCCCCUUACAUGAUCCCAACUGUAUAUGCUGUGUUGUCAUCGGUACCACUGUUGCAGUCUGGAAAAUUGGAUAGAAAGCAGGUUUUAUCCUAUGUUACUGAAGUGCCGGAAUCGACCAUGCGAACAUUGGCAAACUCCAUACUUCAGUCCAAUAGCAUACCAGAGGGUGAUUCGUUGGCAAUGUCUCUGAGUGGUGAGGUUGCCUCGCUUCUCUCAAAACACAUCGAUAGCAGUCUUUACUCUGUCACAUAUGGUUGGGACAUUGGGCUUGUAGCUGCGGGUAUUGAUUCAAUAAGCGCCAUCUCGUUACGAAGACAUAUAUUGGAAACAUACCACGCAACUAUAAGUGUGAAGACAAUACUACACCCGGAUUCGAAUAUUACCUCUUUAGCUGAGCUUAUCCGUACAGAGGCUUGUGGCGAGGCGAUGGAGCAAGACCCAAACUUUGACAUUGACUUCGAAGUUCAGAAAUCAUUUGGAGAUUGGUUGGAGAAUAUCAAGCCGCAGUCGCUUUCAUUUCACGGAAAAAAGCUCGACGGAUAUAAAACUGUUUUUCUAACAGGAGGAACUGGAUAUCUCGGCUCGCAUAUUUUGUUUCAAUUGCUCAUGAAAAGCGAAAUUGCGCAUGUUGCCUUACAUGUAAGAGCAGACAGCGAAGGCCAUGCUCGGGAGAAGCUCAUCACUUCCGCCAUGGCAGCCGGCUGGUGGAGAGACGAGUUUGAGUCAAGAAUCGAAAUAUGGCUGGGAGACCUUUCGCUGCCUCAUUUAGGCCUGGAUGACCUUUUGUGGUCUAAAUUGAAGGAAGGGGAGAUUGAUACCAUUGUUCAUAAUGGCUGUGACGUCAACUGGCACAAGGACUACGAUUCUCUGAGGUCUACUAAUGUUCUGUCCACAUUUACGCUACUACAAGCUGUGGAACAGGCUGUGUUGCCCAUGAACUUUGUUUACGUCUCUGCUCGGAUGGAAGAUGCCACUCUGGAUAUGAAACAAACGUCUAAUGAGGCUUUGGGAUACAUACAGACCAAGAUUGCUUCGGAGCGCUUGAUUCAAGAAUAUCUGAAAAGAGAUCCUACGCGCAAACAGUGUUUUACAGUGGCCCGUCCUAGUUUGAUCAUCGGUACUCCAUCAAAUGGUGUUGCCAACGUAGAUGACUUCAUCUGGAGGUUGACUGUGGGAGCAGUCGAAACGCAAUGCUUUCCACUUGUCGACCAGGAAAGCUGGCUAUUCAUGUCUGAUGUCGGCAGCGUGGCUGAAGAAAUUGCAUUGGCUAGCAUCUAUGGCAAUCCCACGAGUGACUCCAUACUCAAAUUUGAGAACGGUAUACCGGUAUCAGAAUUUUGGAGUAUCAUCGCCUCUGCUACAAACACGAAGCUACGCCCAGUUGAGAUGGAAGAAUGGAUUGUCAAACUGACGGGGCACACCGAGGGACAGGGGGGUGAUCACCCCCUGUGGGCUGUUCAAUCCUUUUUACCCAGUGCAGGACGGUAUUUCGAAGCCAAGUCGCCAUCCAAUCACGGAGAAGAUGGAUCUAUUCGUGAUGCGGUUCGCAUGAAUGUCAUGUAUUUGAUGGAAAUUGGCUAUUUGCGAAGCAAACAUGUGCCUUCAGGUGGAAAUGGUUUAGGUAGUAAACACGUGUUUAAACGCAACAAGAAGGUAAAUUAG
Trichoderma aggressivum f. europaeum is the source of this 3231-nucleotide messenger RNA. RefSeq lists its product as uncharacterized. The transcript has a single exon. The record is from RefSeq and is a predicted model, not a curated record. Bases 1 to 3231 code for a protein of 1076 amino acids. NCBI's taxonomy places the organism in Eukaryota, Fungi, Ascomycota, Sordariomycetes, Hypocreales, Hypocreaceae.